CAUUUCAAAGCCCAAUAGAGUUUUUUCAAGCCUUCUGCCCGCUUCCACCACUCUUUGCUGGCUUUGAUUACUAUAACGUUUUUCUUCUCACCAAGUAAGGUUUACGAACGAGACGCAAUAUGCAGGCGAGCGAUAGGUUUAACAUCAAUUCCCAACUUGAGCAUCUUCAAGCUAAAUAUGUUGGAACUGGCCAUGCUGAUAUGAACAGAUUUGAAUGGGCAGUGAACAUUCAGCGUGAUAGUUAUGCAUCAUAUAUUGGGCAUUACCCUUUACUUUCAUACUUUUCUAUUGCUGAAAAUGAAUCUAUUGGUAGACAACGCUACACUUUUAUGCAGAAAAUGCUCCUCCCUUGUGGCCUGCCUCCCGAAAGAGAAGAAGACUAGAAUUAUCGUUGGGAUUACAAAAGGAUCAUCAUAGGAGAGUUUAAAGGCUUUUGGCUGUUUGUUGUACUGUAUAAUCUAAUUGAAGAAACAGAUAUUGUGUUUGUUUAAAGAUUGUUCCAUCAUUUUUCUUCAGUUUGUAGUUGCUUAAGUUUCGCUGUUAUUAUGGCAUGGAGCUCUAGUACAAUAUGUAUAUAAUUUAAACCCCUUGUUUGUUUAAUGAUCUUUUGUAAUCCACCUAUGGAUGAAGGCAUUUAUCAACUUUA
Lathyrus oleraceus (garden pea) is the source of this 646-nucleotide messenger RNA. RefSeq lists its product as uncharacterized. Lineage: Eukaryota; Viridiplantae; Streptophyta; Magnoliopsida; Fabales; Fabaceae. The coding region runs from base 120 to 383 and encodes 87 amino acids. Gene Ontology annotation, biological process: mRNA splicing, via spliceosome. The transcript is spliced from 4 exons. Gene Ontology annotation, cellular component: U2 snRNP; precatalytic spliceosome. The record is from RefSeq and is a predicted model, not a curated record.